UAGGUAAGGUAGGUAGCGAUCGAGAAUGGCGAUGGCGAUGACGGAGGCGGAGAAGGAGCCGCUGACGAUGUUCGCGGUGGUGGUGAUGGCCAUCCUGGCGGGCGCCAUGGCGGUGGUCGGAGUGGAGCGGCUGAUCCGGGGGCGGUUCACGCUCUUCUCCAUGCUGCGCUUCCUGCUGCGCUCCACCUUCCUCCUCACCCUCCCGCUCCUCUCCUCCAUGUCGCGCGGCGGCGGCGACGGCGACCCGGAGAAGACGAAGCGCAUCCUCUUCGUCAUCCUGUGGCUGCUGCUCAUCGAGCUCAUCCGCAAGAAGGUGACCGGCAUGGUGCGGUCAGUCGCCGACUCCGGCGGCUUCUCCAGGGCCGCCGGCCGCUUCAGGCCGAUGGGCCACUCCGACGAGGUCACCCGCCUCCUCUGGAUAGGCUACCUCAUCUUCUCCAACACCGACUACGCCGCGAAGGAGAAAGGCGGGACGAACACGGUGGUGAUCGCCAUGUUCGCCGUCCUCUGGUGUCUCGUCCUCGCCAAGCUGGUGCAGAGGGUGUUCAACGAGUGGAAGGCGCAGGAGUCGCUCACCACCGCCGGUAACACCCACCUCAUUGCGUGCUACAUGCAGCACGUCGUCGACGAGGAGGAGGACAAGUUCAAGGAGCCGCCCCCGCCCCGCACCGGAGCCGGAACCGGGGACGCCGCCUUGGCACGGUGCAAGUACGUGGUGAUGGGGGAGGAGAAGCUCGUGCUGCUCGACACGAAGCAGGUCGUGGCCGCGAGGAAGAAGAAGAAGGACAGGGACGGCGGCAAGGUAGUGACCAUCACCACCCGUGGCUGCGGCUACGGCGUGGGGAGGUUCCCGGACCACCAGAGCGAGCAGAAGCACGCCCAUCUCCUCGUCGACCUCAGCAAGUCCGGCGAGGUCAUCACCGUCGACCAGAUCUCGACCAAGAUAAGCGUACCCCACUGGUGCUGCUGCUUCACGGGCAGAAGCUUCACCGAGCACCUGCACCUCCUGUGCUUCUCCUUCUCCCUCUUCAAGCUGCUCCGCCGCCGCCUGGAGCACUACCCGAUGGUGGAGGCCGGGUCGAGGAUGUCGAGGCGGCUGAUGCUCGACGGCCUGCUCGCCGGCGGGUCCAAGAAGACGUUCCAGGUGAUCCGGCAGGAGCUCGACUUCGUCGACCACUACUACGACACCGGCUCCCCCGUCGUCAUGUCGGCGCCAUGGCUCUUCUUGGUCAACUACUUUUUCUCCCUCUUCUUCGUCUGCAUGUACGUCGUCGCCGUCGUCAUCGUCAUCCUCGACAAGGACCUACGUGGUGGCGGUGGCGGUGGCGUAGCCCUCUACGUCGCCAUUGCCUGGCUGCUCGUCGUCACUCUCCUCACCAUCGAGUUCACGGAGCUUCUGACCUCCUACCUGCUGUCCAACUGGUUCAUGGUGCACCUGCUCUGCUUGCUCGCCAGCGACGGCGGCCGGCUGUGGAAGUGGCUCUGCCGGCCGGCGAUCCGCUGCUUCAUCGCCGGACGGUUCUUGCUCUUCUAUUCGUUCAAGUGCAUGCUUCGUCUCAGCUGCAGAGGCGUCGACGUCGAGACGAUCAGGCUCAAGCAGGUGUCCAUCCUACGAGUUUGUGAGCCGAUUCACAAGCUCUUGUCAUGGUCGCCACUGGUGAAGCUGCCAACGCAAGGCGGGGAGGACAUCGUCAACGUCUUGAAGAAGGCUCUCAGUGACAGUCUAAAAAGCAACGACAACGACGAUGGCGCCGGCGCCGGCGCCGUCGUCACAAUGCCCAAGUUACGCGGCCAGCUUGUUCUUGAGGGAGGUAGCGACACUUGUACACAAGCCAUCCUGGCGUGUCACCUCGCCACGGAGCUCAUGGAGCUGAAGCACGUCGUCAUGGUGGAGAAGAAGACGGAGACGACGACGAAGACGAAGAAGCUAUCGUGGUGCGAGCGGAGGAAGCAGAAGAGAGAGCAGGAGCCGCACCGGGGCGUCGUGACGGCGCUGUCGAGGUACUGCAUGUACCUGGUGGCGCGUUCGCCGGAGCUGCUGCCGGACAACGAGAGGUGGGUGUCCGACAGGUACGCGGACAUGAAGGGCUUCCUCCAGGAGACGUCCCGCCGGUGCUGCUGCUGCCCCUGCCGCCUGUGGAAGUGCGGGUGCUGGCGCACGGUGCUGAUGGACAUGGACGCCGACGAUGUCAGCGACCCGGCGGCCAAGGCCGGCGUGAAGCUCUUCAAGAAGCUGGACGUAGAGGCGUCCGCAUGGAAGGACCUCGCCGGCUUCUGGGUCAAGAUGGUCGUCUACAUUGCGCCGUCCAACGACGUGGAAGGCCAUGCCACGGCGCUGGCCGACAGCGGCGGCGACCUCAUCACCUACCUCUGGGCCAUCUGCACGCACACCGGCAUCAUCCGCAAGCCACUCGACAAGGCGCCGCCGGAGCUGCACGCCGGCGGCGAUCAGGUGUAGCACGCAGUAGCGUAGCUACCUAACCUACCCAUGCAUCGACGACGUCCACUCUCAUUCCGCCGGCCUCGUACGU
This is a messenger RNA of Oryza brachyantha (malo sina), 2531 nucleotides long. RefSeq lists its product as uncharacterized. Lineage: Eukaryota; Viridiplantae; Streptophyta; Magnoliopsida; Poales; Poaceae. The record is from RefSeq and is a predicted model, not a curated record. The coding region runs from base 26 to 2458 and encodes 810 amino acids. The transcript has a single exon.